Penicillium angulare is the source of this 4593-nucleotide messenger RNA. Its product is annotated as E3 ubiquitin-protein ligase SSM4. The transcript is spliced from 2 exons. Lineage: Eukaryota; Fungi; Ascomycota; Eurotiomycetes; Eurotiales; Aspergillaceae. Gene Ontology annotation, molecular function: zinc ion binding. Bases 1 to 4593 code for a protein of 1530 amino acids. The record is from RefSeq and is a predicted model, not a curated record. Gene Ontology annotation, cellular component: endoplasmic reticulum membrane.
AUGGACAUGGACUUAAACCAGUCCCGCAACCCGGCGGGGUUCUCGUCAUUCCCCGACUUGAUGAACGAUCCAGCUUUCGAUGAGAGGGAAAAAGGCCUUGAGGAUGUGGAUACGUGUCGUAUAUGCCACGGAGAAGCGACAGAUGAAGAGCCUUUAUUCUAUCCUUGCAAAUGCAGUGGAAGUAUCAAAUUCGUUCACCAGAGCUGUUUAGUCGAAUGGCUAUCGCACUCCCAGAAGAAGCAUUGUGAGCUCUGCAAGACUGCCUUCCGGUUCACCAAGUUAUACGAUCCAAAUAUGCCCCAAAGCCUUCCAACACCCUUGUUUAUGAAGCAAGCCUUGAUACAGUCCUUCGGCACAUUCGUAACCUGGCUGCGGUUUGUCCUUGUCGCCUUUGUCUGGCUUGGAUGGUUGCCAUGGUCUAUGCGUGCAAUAUGGAGAGCACUCUUCUGGCUCGCUGAUGGACGAUGGUCAUCUACGGGUUCCAUUAAACAACAGACAGUACAAUCUGCCGCGGAGGCCUUGGUGCAAGGCACUGCAAAUGGAACCGCAGCUAGUGCUGCCGUGCUCAAUUCCGUGACCUCGACGGUCUCAGAUGCUAUCCAAUCAGUUACUAGUGCCGUACCGACGGAGCAAUCCUCAGACGGAAUCUACCCUGUUGGUGAUCCUCUAAUGCUUACCUUAAUCAAGAAAGUGAUCCCAAGUCUCUUCAUUCCCGCUUUGACGUCUACCGGUGCCCAAAAUGGCUCGAAUCCAAAUAAUAUCACUGGAUUGUCCAAACCUCGGUACCCAUCGUGGCUUUCGGAUGUGAAGGUCCUAAUGACAUUGACACCUUACCCGACCAUCAACAAUAUGAUCAUCGAUACUUUGGAAGGACAACUCAUCACACUCCUGGUUGUGGUAGCCUUCAUACUUCUGUUCCUGAUUCGAGAAUGGGUUGUCCAGCAACAGCCAAUGGCUAACAUCGCCGAGGAGGAGCGGGAGGCAGCAGUGCAGUUGAUUGCAAAUGCGAACCAAGUAAAUGAGCAACUCCAGCCGGGGCGACAGAACCGUCCUCUGCCACGGCCAAAUUUCGAGGCUAUCCACGAAGAAAAUGAGUUGGCACGGGAGGAACACGAGGAAGCACCUCUUUGGCCUCGCCCUGCUUCCCCUGCUCCGUCCUGGACUGAUUCAGACGAUGGACUUCCCGUAAUUGAGAGACCAACCGGGAUUAACCAUCCCUUCAUCUUCGAAAAUCCUAAUGCCAAUGUAGGGCAGAAUUCAGAAAACCACGGAUUCCGCCCUCAUGAAGAUUUUGACAAUACUGGUGUCACGGCCUUCAGAGAUAUUUUGGCUCGUUCUAAUGGGGACCGAGAUGAAACGUUACGACUGAUUCAUGAAGAGGGCCUGGAAGAGGAGUUGGGCUGGAUUGUUACUGCAUUGACUGCGGGCUCGCAGGACCAAAGUCUGGCCACACCCCCGAACCGCGCAGAUACUAGUGACAUCCAUGAGCUUCUCGCUACCCACAAUACACCCGUCGUACAAGACAACCACAAUGAGCUCCAACAACAGCAACCGCAAGAUCAACCCUCUGCCCAGGCUUCUGGUCAAGAAUCACAAUCGCAAGAACAGACAGAAGCACAAGUCCAACAGGAAGACAGCCAGGUGGCUAAAAGUGUCACCGAGAGAUUAAUCGAUUGGUUCUGGGGUGAAAUUCCACUGGGCGACAAUGAUCUUGCGGAGGCUGUACCGGCUGACGAUGAACACAUUGUCCAAGAUCCGGCCUUGGAAGAUCCGUUUGUUCCAGUGCCAAACAGGCUAGAUCAACAAAUCGACGCGGGACUUGCUCCAGCUGAGGCUGGAUUGGAUCCCAACGACGUGGAUGUGAUUGAAGGCGACGACUUUGAGGGCAUCAUGGAUUUAAUUGGCAUGCAAGGUCCAAUUUUCGGCCUUUUACAAAACGGUGUAUUCUGUGCCCUCUUGAUUGCCUUCACCGUUGCCAUUGGCAUAUGGCUCCCGUACCUUUGGGGCAAGAUUGCUUUGGUCUUACUGGCAAAUCCUUUGGAGCUCAUUGUUGGCGUUCCAAUGACUGCUAUCACCGUCGUGGCCGACAUCGCUCUUGAUACUUUGAUUGGCGUCGUGGGUUACGUCAUGUACUGGGUUAGCUUCAUCUGCAAAAUAGCUUUGAGUCCAUUCAUUGCGUUUGUGCCUUUUGGAGAAUGGGUUCCCCGCGGCAAAUCCGUGACAAGUGCCUCUCUUUCUCUCAUAGAUGCCAGCACUCAUCGAUUGAACAAAGUUGUCAAGGCAUUUCUUGUCUUUCACGAAUCUGAUAUACCCAUGUUCUCGGUUCUUUCCCAUCAGGCACUCAAGUUACACCAGGCUCGGCUUUCCACUCUGUUUUGGACAGCAUUUGGUCUUGUCAAGUUCAUUUUACAUGACUUUCCAAUACGUCUGUUCACACUUGGAGUGCCUGCGGCGUUGUCCUUCGAUGUAGACCUUUCUCAAGUAAAGGAGUACGCCGUGCAUGCUCAGCAGCAUAUUGGGAACUUUACCCGAACCCAAUUUUUCUCGAGUUCUGGGACGAAGCUUAUCAAUAGCAGUGCCGCCAAAGCAGCGUCGGGAUCCUUACCUGUUGACUAUGAUCUUGCUGUGUGGGACACCCAGGACAGAGUCAUCGCUAUAUCGAUGGGAUAUCUGCUCGCAACAAUUAUGGGUUUCCUUUAUUUACGCAUCACCGGCCUUCUAGUUGGAGCCAAUCGUGGGCAACGGAUAGAAGGUAUUGUUGCCGAGAUUCUUCUCCAGGCCGGAGGCGUGAUGAAAGUCAUCCUUAUUAUUGGCAUUGAGAUGAUUGUAUUUCCCCUCUACUGUGGUACAUUGCUGGACGUUGCAUUGCUCCCUCUCUUUUCUGAUGCAACGAUUUUGUCUCGCGUCGCUUUCACAACCGUGUAUCCGCUCACGUCGCUUUUUGUGCACUGGUUCAUUGGCACUUGCUAUAUGUUCCACUUUGCCCUAUUUGUGUCUAUGUGCAGGAAGAUUCUCAGAACCGGUGUUUUAUACUUUAUACGAGAUCCUGAUGACCCGACCUUCCACCCCAUACGCGACGUUUUAGAGCGAAGCAUUACCACCCAACUCCGUAAAAUUGGAUUCAGUGCGCUUGUUUACGGAGCACUAGUCAUAGUUUGUCUUGGGGGAGUUGUAUGGGGUCUCCACUUUGCAUUUGAUGGUGUUCUACCAAUUCACUGGUCAGCAAGUGCCCCUAUGCUAGAAUUUCCCGUCGAUCUUCUCUUCUACAACUUCGUUAUGCCAUUAGUCAUCCAAUCAUUCAAGCCCUCAGACGGGUUGAACGACUUGUAUGACUGGUGGUUCCACAAAUGCGCACAGUUUCUACGCCUAAGCAACUUCUUCUUCCCGGACAGGCACCCCGAGGAAGAAGGUCACCAUGUCUAUCGAACUUGGUGGGGCUUCUUGUUUGGCAGCAAGGGCGAUUGGGAGCAUCCUGUGAUCGGACCGACCCAACAGGCUACCGCAGAAGAAGAAAACCGUGACGUAUAUUUCUUACGAGACGGCCGCUAUGUCCGAGCGCCUGCUUCAGACCAGGUUCGUAUCCCGAAAGGGACGCAAGUCUUCCUGGAUGUCACCGAGGACAAUGAUCGUCUUGAUGGAAAGCCAGACUUGGAUGAUGGCUUGCAUGGUCGUUCGAGCAACAUGUUCACCAAGAUCUACGUCCCGCCCUUUCUCCGCUUACGCAUCGCUACCUUCAUUCUUCUUAUCUGGCUUUUUGCUGCCACAACAGGGGUAGGCAGCACGAUAAUACCGUUGGUGAUUGGGCGAAAGAUGAUCUCGAUAUUCUUUCCUAACCCAGUUCCUGUCAAUGACAUAUAUGCAUUCUCUAGCGGGUUAUGCGUGGCUGGAGGUGUUGCCUAUCUUGCAUGCUAUUGUCGAGCUGCUGUGAGAGCCAUGCAUGACAACUCAUGGGCAUUCCUACGAUCCCCAGAUCAAUUAAGACAAUUCGGCGCAAAGCUUGCGUUGGAUGCCGGUCGUCUUCUCUACAUCUCAUUGACUGUGGUCAUCCUACUACCAACUCUCUUCGCACUCCUUACUGAAUUUUACGUACUGAUCCCCGGACAUACUCUAUUCGGGGAUGGAAAAUCUCAUGUUGUCCACGUCGUUCAGGAUUGGACGCUAGGGGUCCUGUACGUCCAGAUGGCAAUCAAGCUGAUCUUGUGGCAUCCUCAAUCCUGGGCAGCUGCGAUUUUGAACGGUGUCUUCCGUGACGGCUGGCUCCGGCCCAAUGUGCGCCUGGCUACUCGGGCUUUGGUGCUACCCCUCUUACUUUUCACAACAGCAGCAAUUGCCGUACCGCUCUCUCUUGGUGCAGUUCUACGGUAUACUGUUUUCUACUGGGUCCAGUCGCAUCAAAAUAUAUACCGAUACGCCUAUCCUAUCACGCUUCUACUUGUUCUAGCCGUGUGUACGAUCCACCUUGUUCUACGACGAGUGGCGAUUUGGCGCAUCAGCAUACGCGAUGAUGUGUACCUCAUCGGUGAGCGAUUGCAUAAUUUCAGCGAGAAGCGUGCACGGGAUGUUGGGGUUUCGCGGCGGGUAAUAACUGGCUGA